AUGGAGAUCCAAUCCGGUGCGCCAUGCACCAAGAGGGCGAAGCUCGCGCCAGCGGCGACGCCGUCCUCUGGUGGCUUGGCGGUAGUGGCUGGACGCGGCGAGGACCGCAUCAGCGACCUCCCGGACGCCAUCCUCGGUGAGGUCAUCUCCCGUCUCUCCACUAGGGAGGGCAUCCGCACUCGGAUUCUCACACGUCAUUGGCGUCCUGUUUGGCCGACCGCUCCUCUGAAUCUUAACUGCGGUGAGAUCUGUGUCACUCGUCUUUUUAACGCCCUAGAAACAGUUCAUGUCGAGAUCAUCAGUAGGGUCUCUGCCUACAGCGAGGAGCUUGCUCGUAUACGAUACAUCGGAACUUGGCAUCAGGGAAAAACAGUUCUUGGUGAUGGUUCUUGCCUUCCAGAGUCCAUCCUCUCAAGCCAUGUGGGCGCAGUUCUCCGCCUUUGUAUACCGGCGUGCUACCUCCAAUGCAGACCCUCUACUGUCCACGCCUGGCUUGAGCCCCCCAGAUUGAAGAAUCUCCAGGUGCUUGAACUACCACUGGUCAAGAGACUUUCACUUGUUGAGGUUGAUAUAUCAGACUUCUCGUUGCAAAGCAUGAUCAACUCUAGUUGCCCUGCACUCGAGUGCGUGCUGCUUGUUUGCAAUAGAGAAAGGCAUGGGAUCACAAUAAAUUCCCCUAACCUUGUAAGCAUCGGCAUCCGUGGUGAGAAAGGAAAAUUCAUCAUCGAGGAUGCCCCCUCACUUAAAAGGUUGAUCCACAAUCUCCAGAGCAAUAACAUGGAGAUAUUCAUCGUCUCUGCACCCAAACUGGAGACAUUGGGCAAAUUUAGGAUCUCGCUUGACUCCAUAGGUCUUAUGGGUUUGGCGACGGCCAGCCUAUCUACAAGGCGGCAAUCUGUCAAAACCUUGUUUUUCGCCAUGACUUAUCAAGUGGACCUGGUCAUUCACUUGCUUAAGUGCCUUCCAAAUCUGGAGAACUUGUUUGUUCAGGUGCUGAUUUUCACGCCCAAUGAAAAGGGAGGAAACGUUCCUGAUGGUGCAAGAAAUUUUUGGCGUCGCAAGCACCGUGCGUUUCUCAAAGAACACAUCAUUCAUUUAAAGACAGUAAUACUGGAAGAUUAUGAAAAAAGCAGGAAGAACACUGAGUUUGUGAGGUUCUUUAUUCUGAAUGCAACGGAGCUAGAGACCAUGAGGAUUAAGUUUCGCUUUCCCUCAGACUUCACGCAAGAAUUUUACGAACAGCAACAGAAGUUGUUCCUGUGGGAGAAUAAAGUUUCCAAACGCGCCCAUCUCAAGUUAUCAGCAUGCUGCAAUCAUCUGUGCUUGGAUUUGAAACACGGGCGUGUUGAAUGCCUGGAUUUGUCAGAUCCGUUCACUUGUGCCUGCUGGACACAGGGCUGUAGUUAG
This is a messenger RNA of Aegilops tauschii subsp. strangulata, 1407 nucleotides long. RefSeq names its product F-box/FBD/LRR-repeat protein At1g13570-like. Gene Ontology annotation, molecular function: protein binding. The record is from RefSeq and is a predicted model, not a curated record. Lineage: Eukaryota; Viridiplantae; Streptophyta; Magnoliopsida; Poales; Poaceae.